AUGAAAGGGGAGAUACUUUGGAAGAAAGCAAUAGCUCAGGAGGAGGCACGGAUAACGAGAUUGACAAGGCGGCCAUCGUGCCAGCCUCGCCCCCGGCCACCCGCCCAUCGCCCACCGCCGCCCACCCACCCACCCGCCCACCGCCGGGCGGGGUCUGACCGUGAUCGGAUUCCAGCCGCGAUCACGUCGGAUUCCAGCCAGGAUCAAUCCAGAUGCCAGGCGGCCAUCGUGCCAGCCUCGCCGCUGGCCACCCGCCCAUCGCCCACCGCCGCCCACCCGCCCACCGCCGGCACGGUCGCGUUCCACCGCGCCUCCUCGCGCGCCCGCCACACGCCCUACCACCGGCCAUCUGCCCACCGCCGGCGGCCUCCGGCCGCCUGGAGACACCCAUACUAUAGACCAGAAGGUGAACCCGUCGGGGAUAGCGUCCGGAAUCCGACCUCUAUCGCGACGUACUGGACUCUCGCGACUGGACGUGAUCGCGCCAGAUUCCGGCGUGAUCGCGGCCGGAUUCCGGCGCGAUCGCGGACGGAAUCUGGCGCGAUCACGUCCAGUCGUGAUCGCGUCCGGAAUCCGGCCACGAUCGCGCUGGAAUCUGGCCGCGAUCUCGUCCAGUCGGCAGCGUCCAGUCGGCACGAUCGCAUCCAGUCAGCACGAUCGCGUCCAGUCGGCAGCGUCCAGUCGGCAGUGUCCAGUCGCGAGCGUCCAGUCGGCAGCGUCCAAUCCGAAAUCCGGCACGAUCGUGUCCAGUCGGCGCGGUGA
Messenger RNA from Zingiber officinale, 762 nucleotides. RefSeq names its product atherin-like. The transcript has 2 exons. Lineage: Eukaryota; Viridiplantae; Streptophyta; Magnoliopsida; Zingiberales; Zingiberaceae. The record is from RefSeq and is a predicted model, not a curated record. The coding region runs from base 1 to 762 and encodes 253 amino acids.